Messenger RNA from Homalodisca vitripennis (glassy-winged sharpshooter), 3020 nucleotides. RefSeq lists its product as uncharacterized. The record is from RefSeq and is a predicted model, not a curated record. Lineage: Eukaryota; Metazoa; Arthropoda; Insecta; Hemiptera; Cicadellidae. The transcript has 6 exons. Bases 230 to 1117 code for a protein of 295 amino acids.
GGCAGUUUCAUCACACAACUGAACCAGUUCUUAUGACAAGUAGCAAGCAGAUGCUUAGCUCUAGCCUUGACUUUAUUUGCCCUCACUUUGUUUGUACUAUUUUAAUUGUUUCGUGUCACACUUAUCUUCAUCUCUAGUAAUCCAGUGAGUCAGGUACUCUGCACUGUUCUGAGAAGUGCUAAACAGUUGUCAGAUGUUUAUGUGAUUACAAAUUAUUUGUUGAUAAGGAAUGCUGGUGCUGACCAUAGGACUGGUUUUCUGCGCAGUUGGCGCACUUGGUCUCAUACCGCCUAAUAACGUCUGCUAUAAACACGUGGACAUCCACGAUGCCUGUGUCUACGGGAAUCUCUCUGUAGCUGUCAUUGGCAAAACGUUGAGGCCUCGAGAUUGCAACAGCCACAUCAAUGUAAAGGAAAUAAAUAACCCUCCCUAUCUCUACAUCAACUCCACAAAUGCUACUGACAGGUUCACUGUAAUAAUGGUGGAUGCUGGUCCCCAAGGAAGAGGUCCUGACUAUCUUCACUGGAUGGUCACCAAUGUAUCGAUAAACACACCAAACUACCAACAUCUAUCACCAAUUAAUAUUAUUGUUGAUUAUGAGAAACCGUUGUUGAUGAUGAGAUCGCCAACACUGAUACGUUUUCUUGUGUUCCGUCACGACAACGUGUUGAGAGUCCCAUUCGGGGAACUCUGGGUCACCCGCAAGAGAGACUUCUCCCUCAGCUUGUUGUACAGCAACACAUCGCCUACACUGCGACUUUGCGGUCCUGUGGCGGGAAUUCAGUUCUGGGUCCACGACGACUCGGGCCAGACCGUAUUCCCUCCCGGGGCCCCGCCAGGUCCUGUAUACGUCCCUGUAGUACCUGUCCAGCCUGGCUACGUGCCAGUGGGAGUUGCUCCUGUCCCUGCCCAGUCCGGCUACGCCCCUGCUCUUGCCCAACCCGGUUACGCUCCCGCCCAACCCGGUUACGCUCCCGCACCACAACCUGGUGUUAUACCCAGCAACCCUCAACACACAUACACGAAUUUUCCCAAGAAAAGUGCGGCGGUGAUUUCGCAUCCCCUUCAAUGCCUUCUAGUACCUGUUCUUAUGAUUGCAGUAUUUUGGAUUAUUUAAUUGUUUUAGUUGAUUUAUAUAAUGCUGUUGUGUAAUGUAAUUUUUCAUAAUCCAUUGUGGCUAGUAUAUGAGGUCAAUUUAAUUUGUGAUUUGUAUGUGAUAAUGUAGUAUAUUAUGUAUUUAAUUUAACAUAUGUAACAUCAAAUAUUGUUAUAAUUUAUUUUAAAAUUAAUUACAUUAGUUACAUAUACUAUUCUAUGAAUGUGCAUUAUACCGACAGUUUUAAGGGUUAAUUUUAUGAAAGUUUGAUUAAGCUGAUAGCAGCUUUAGAUUAUUCAACAAAAAACUAUCGUUGGUCUGAAAAUUGUAUGUUCAGCUAUAUGAGAUUUUAGGUAAGUACGUGGUAUGUUUUCUUAUACCAAAUAAAAAUCGUCCUUAAUUUUCUGUGUAGCACACAUACUAGCACGUCAGGUGUUUACAUUGCAAUGUAUCUAAGGUUUAAAUUUUGGAGGACUCAAAAUCCAUAUCAUAUUCCAUGGGGUUGAGGCCAAAUGGAAACUUCUUAUUUUCAUCAUAAUUCAUUAAACAUAAAGGGCGUUUGAAAAUGUAAAUGGAAACUCUGAGAAAUGGGUAAAUGGGUGGGACAAAAAUGUGUUCUCUUUUAUUGCCCAAUCUCACUUUUGUUAACACCUACGUUAAUAUUUGAACAUUUGUAACUCAAAAACAGUUGAAGUAUUUAUAUUAUUAUUUCUUAACUCAGACUACAAAGUUAUAACAUAUUGUUACUGCUUAAAAAGAAGGGUAAUAUUUAAAUGUUGAUAUUAAUUUCCAUAAAUUGCGACAAUACAGCAAAAAUAUAAUAAAACUACAAAAUUAUACAACAUUUCAAAUGUUUUCUUUGUUCUGAUCUAAUAAAAACUUAGCGUCAGAUUAAAACUAUAGGACACUAUAUAUUUUAUUCAUCUUAUGAAAUUGAAUUUAACAAAAUUUAAAUAGGCUUUACGUACAUUAUACUUAAAAAAUAAAAAUGUAGCCUAUUUUGCAAUUAAAAAUUAAUUUCUUGAUAAAUUAUUAUUUUUUGAAUGUUUCUAAACAUAAUAAAUAUCUGUACUAAGGUAUACAAAUUUUCCCAUUCGUUUUGUAUUAGGCCUACUUCGGUUUAAUUUUUUUUAAAUUGAUACUUUUUUGAAAUCGGACUCACUUUGAUCUAAUAUUGAUCUAAAAUGUUAUAAUUAAAUGGGCUUUUCUACAUAAAAGCUGUCUGCAAUAUGGUGGUAAAAUAAAAUUCGUAACUAUUUCAGAUAGUUGGUAAUUCUGGAUUUCGUUUCAAUACUAGAACAUAUAAAUAAAAGGAGUAGUUAAAUUUGAAUUUUCGUUUUGUAAUUGUAGUGCCACUGAAAAUCAAUAGUUAUUUUGAAAUGUAGAAAGUUUUUUUCCAGAAUAUUAAGGAAAAUUUUGUACCUAUUACAAGUUACCUCUGUCUUCAUUUCCUAGGCACCAGUAAUCUAACUAAACUAACUAGCGAAUUUAAACCUUCCUAUUACACCCUUCAACACUUUUCCUCUUUCGUUUUCUCUUAGUAACUGUUUAUUUAAUCUCAAUCAUAAAUACUAAAUGAAAAUAUGUUUUUAGGGUACAAAGCAUUUUGACACAAAAAAUAGUUUUGUUUUUACCUCUUUAGGAAUACAAAAUAUAUCUGACCUAGUAAAAUAAUCAUGUGCUUUUGUUUAUUACAGACUUGUGAAUUAUUGGACAAUGAGUCUUUCAAUAAAGAAUAUUUUAAAGUGUGUUUUAUAUGGGUUUUUGUUUUGAAUCGUUUUAAACGUUGCCUACUAUUUUCGUAGUUUGUUCAUACAAAAACUUUAUGCUAUCAUAUUUAUAAUACUGAAAGUUGACAUAAUUAAUUAUGGGAAAUGAAAACAUGUUGUUGUUAUGUAACGCAAUAAAAUGUUGUUUAAACGAA